Molecule: messenger RNA, 3320 nt
Organism: Rhea pennata
Lineage: Eukaryota; Metazoa; Chordata; Aves; Rheiformes; Rheidae
Gene: ADAMTS17
Product: ADAM metallopeptidase with thrombospondin type 1 motif 17
Exons: 22
Coding region: 69-3320 (1083 amino acids)
Biological process (GO): proteolysis; extracellular matrix organization
Cellular component (GO): extracellular matrix
Molecular function (GO): metalloendopeptidase activity
Source: RefSeq, a predicted model, not a curated record
CUCCGGGCCGGGCGCCGCCGCCGCCGCGCUGCACGCACCGCUCGCCGGGGCCCGACCGCUGCCAUAAAAUGUUUGACGGUUGCCUCCUGCCUCUCGUCUUCCCUUUCCUGCUGCUGUGGGGACUGGACGCCGGCACAGCUGGCGGCGCGGAGCUGGAAGUGGUGAUCCCGGAGCGAGUGGCGCUGGAGAAGAUCCACCUGCUGCCGCCCGCGGCGCGAGGGGAGCGCGGCGGCGCGCGGCGGCGGCGGGCGCUGCCGCGGGCGGCCGAGGCGGUGCUGCUCCGCCUGCCCGCCGCCGGCACCGAGCUCUACGUGCACCUCCGGCGCGACCUGCGCUUCCUCGCCCGGGGCUUCGUGGUGGAGCAGCGGCGCGGCGAGGCGCGGCGGGCGCCGGGGCCGCGGCGGCCCGCCGAGGAGCGGCUCUGCUUCUACACGGGACACGUGCUGAACCGCAGCGACUCCUUCGCCUCCCUCAGCACCUGCGCCGGGCUGAUUGGCUAUAUCCAGAUAGGAUCAGAGCACAUGCUAAUACAACCAGUAAAUAUGUCAGAGACUUCAUUUAGUGGAAAAGAACACUUCAUCAGGCGCAGACGAUCCACAAAAUCAGGCCAUCCCAUGAAGUCACAAGUUCCUGAUGAGCACUGCAAAAUUGUAACAGAAAAGAAGAGACAAAAGAAGACGAAAUCUACUAGUGACUGGAGGGAGAGAAGAAACGCCAUUCGACUUACCAACGAGUACACAGUAGAAACUCUGGUGGUGGCAGAUGCUGAUAUGGUCCAAUACCAUGGUGCAGAGGCUGCCCAAAGAUUCAUCCUCACAGUUAUGAAUAUGGUGUACAACAUGUUUCAACAUCAAAGCCUUGGAAUUAAAGUCAACAUUCGAGUGACCAAGCUAGUCCUGCUUCGAAACCGUCCUGCAAAAUUGUCUAUUGGGCAUCAUGGAGAGAGAUCUCUGGAGAGCUUUUGUCACUGGCAAAAUGAAGAAUAUGGUGGAGCAAAAUACCUUGGUAACAACCAGGUUCCUGGUGCGAGGGAUGACACCCCACCUGUGGAUGCUGCUGUUUUUGUAACCAGGACAGAUUUCUGCGUACACAAAGACGAGCCUUGUGACACUGUGGGGAUUGCUUACCUGGGAGGUGUCUGCAGUGCCAAGAGAAAAUGUGUUCUUGCUGAAGACAACGGUCUCAAUUUGGCAUUUACAAUUGCACACGAACUUGGGCACAACAUGGGAAUGAGCCAUGAUGAUGAUCAUCUCUCCUGCGCAGGGAGGUCUCACAUUAUGUCUGGAGAAUGGGUGAAGGGCAGGAACCCCAGUGACCUUUCGUGGUCUGCAUGCAGCCGAGAUGACCUUGAAAACUUCCUAAAGUCCAAGGUCAGCACCUGUUUGCUGAUAACAGACCCCCGAAGCCAGUAUGUGGUGCGACUCCCUCACAAGCUGCCGGGAAUGCACUACAGUGCAGAUGAACAGUGCCAGAUCCUCUUUGGGACCAAUGCUACCUUCUGUAAGAAUAUGGAGCAUUUGAUGUGUGCUGGGCUCUGGUGCCUGGUGGAAGGAGAUACAUCCUGUAAAACAAAAUUGGACCCCCCUCUGGAUGGCACUGAAUGUGGCGCCGACAAGUGGUGCCGAGCUGGGGAGUGUGUCAGUAAAACUCCCAUCCCCGAGCACGUUGAUGGAGACUGGAGCAUGUGGAGCCAGUGGAGCAUGUGCAGCCGGACCUGUGGCACAGGAGUGCGAUUUAGACAGCGGAAAUGCGACAAUCCCCCCCCGGGACCAGGCGGGAAGAACUGCCGGGGAGCCAGUGUGGAACACACCGUGUGUGAGAACUUGCCUUGCCCUAAAGGUGUACCAAGCUUCAGGGACCAACAGUGCCAGGCCCAUGACAGAUAUGCCAACAAGAAAAAAAGCCUCCUGACAGCUGUCAUUGUUGAUGAUAAGCCGUGUGAGCUCUUCUGCUCUCCGCUGGGGAAGGAUUCCCCUGUGCUGGUGACAGACAGAGUCCUUGAUGGUACUCCUUGUGGGCCUUACGAGACUGACCUCUGUGUACAUGGCAAGUGCCAGAAAAUUGGCUGCGAUGGAAUCAUUGGCUCAGCUGCCAAAGAGGAUCGCUGUGGCAUCUGCAGUGGUGAUGGCAAAACCUGUAAAGUGGUGAAAGGAGACUUCAACCACACCAAGGGGAUGGCUUUAAAAGAUUCCAGUAAGAGAUCCAUUAACAGCGACUGGAAAAUUGAACUUCCUGGUGAGUUUCAGAUCGCAGGCACUACUGUCCGGUACGUGCGAAGGGGUCUAUGGGAGAAAAUCUCUGCCAAAGGACCAACUAAAAUACCACUGCACUUGAUGGUGCUGUUAUUUCAUGACCAGAAUUAUGGAAUUCAUUAUGAAUACACCAUUCCUGUAAACUAUACUGCUGAAAACAGAAGUGAACCAGAAAAGCAGCAGGAUUCUUUGUACAUUUGGACGCACAGUGGAUGGGAAGGGUGCAGUGUGCAGUGUGGAGGAGGUGAACGGAAAACUAUUGUGUCCUGUACUCGAAUUAUUAACAAGACCAUGACACUUGUGAAUGACAGUGACUGCCAACGAGUGAAUCGCCCCGAGCCCCAGGUCAGGAAGUGUAACACACAUCCCUGCCAAUCACGGUGGGUGACUGGCCACUGGAGUCCCUGCUCUGCCACUUGUGAGAAAGGUAUCCAGCAGCGGGAAGUGACUUGUGUUUAUCAGUUGCAAAACGGCACCUACAUUAACACAAGAGACCUCUACUGCCUUGGAAACAAACCAACGACUGUACAAAGCUGUGAAGGCCGGGACUGCCUUUCUAUCUGGGAAGCAUCAGAGUGGUCAAAGUGUUCAGCAGACUGUGGCAAGGGGAUCCAGAAAAGAACAGUGACAUGCACAAAUUCUCAAGGAAAAUGUGAUGCAGCCACCAGACCAAGAGAUGAGGAAGAAUGUGAGGAUCACACAGGCUGUUACGAAUGGAAAACAGGAGAUUGGUCUAAGUGCUCCUCAACUUGCGGGAAGGGCCUGCAGUCACGCGUGGUCCAGUGUAUGCAUAAAGUCACGGGGCGCCACGGCAAUGAGUGUCCUGUCCUGUCCAAGCCAGCAGCCUACAGGCAGUGCCACCAAGAGGUCUGCAAUGAGAAGAUAAAUGUCAACACAAUUACCUCGCCCAGACUUGCUGCUCUCACGUACAAGUGUACAGGCGACCAGUGGACAGUGUACUGCAGGGUGAUCCGGGAGAAGAAUCUGUGCCAAGACAUGCGGUGGUAUCAGCGCUGUUGCCAGACUUGCAGAGACUUUUAUGCAAACAAGAUGCAGCAGAAGAGUUAA